Gigantopelta aegis is the source of this 873-nucleotide messenger RNA. RefSeq names its product galaxin-like. The transcript is spliced from 4 exons. The record is from RefSeq and is a predicted model, not a curated record. The coding region runs from base 69 to 635 and encodes 188 amino acids. NCBI's taxonomy places the organism in Eukaryota, Metazoa, Mollusca, Gastropoda, Neomphalida, Peltospiridae.
ACUUUAAUUAUUUUAUUCCUUUGAGAACCUGUCAAGCUUCUACUCACUGGAUUUUAAAAACGAAGACGAUGUCAGUUUUGAGUUUUGCGUUGUGUUUGUUCGUUGUCCUCUGCAUGCAGCCACAGGAUACAUCGGCGUGGUUGUCAGGAAGUGUGUGCGGCCACAGGACAUACGACCCGUCGUUUAACAUGUGCUGUGCAGGGAACGUAGUGUCCAAAAGUGGAAUAAGGCCCGCAUGUUGUGGACGCCGAAAUUAUGAUGCCGCGUUCCGCAUGUGCUGUGGAGGGAACGUAGUGUCCAAAAGUGGAAUAAGGCCCGCAUGUUGUGGACGCCGAAAUUAUGAUGCCGCGUUCCGCAUGUGCUGUGGAGGGAACGUAGUGUCCAAAAGUGGAAUAAGGCCCGCAUGUUGUGGACGCCGAAAUUAUGAUGCCGCGUUCCGCAUGUGCUGUGGAGGGAACGUAGUGUCCAAAAGUGGAAUAAGGCCCGCAUGUUGUGGACGCCGAAAUUAUGAUGCCGCGUUCCGCAUGUGCUGUGGAGGGAACGUAGUGUCCAAAAGUGGAAUAAGGCCCGCAUGUUGUGGACGCCAAAAUUAUGAUGCCGCGUUCAGGCAGUGUUGCAAUGGUCGUAUUUGCUAAGAUGACAUGUUCUGAAGAAAUGUGUUGUAUGGUGUUUAAAAAAACACCUCUUGUUUUACCGGAGACAUGAUACUGUUAAUAUAUAUACAGGGUGACGAGUUGAACACAACAGACGACUUCACACGUCUUUGAUGAUUUUUCAAAAAUAAUAUUUAGUCACAAAGUUUAUAAUCCAUGUUUUAUCAAAUUGUUUUUCAUUAAUAUUGUAACAAAUAAUAAAAACCAAUAUUUUUAUAUU